CCUCGCUCGGAGGACGGUGAGUGUUUUUUUUUGUUGUUCGGUGCGGAAAAUUCGGGCGGGCGAAGCACCCCCCUUGGGUACCGAACGUGGGGGCCGCGUUUCGCCGUGCGGACGACGCGCGUCGGGGUGCCUCGCCGUCGCAGCCUCGCGAAUAAAGUGCCGCGCGAAGCGAUUGAUAUCGCGAAUACGACUCGAAGACACACACGCCAGUUUUGGCAAUCAAGCGAUCGCCAUUUUAGUUCCUGCACCCUGCUUCCGAAACUGAAAGGUUUUUUUUUCUGUUAAACACAAAAAUUAAGAAAAAAAGGUUACGAAACGAAAACGAUUCCCCCCAAACGGGGUCGGAACGUUUUGAUUUCAACGGGGCGGCGUUUCAGCGGGGCCCCUUUUUAACAAAGGAUAAGGACCGGCCCCUCCCGUGGUGCAAAUCAUCAGCCCCCGGUGAGGAUUUUUUCGUUGUCUUAGUGAGAAAUGCCAACAACAUAACACGAAACAUAAAAAAUGGCACCGGUUAUAAAACCGGGCAAUUUAAAACACCCGGACGUGGCCGAAUUAUUCUUCAAAGAUGACCCGGAUCGGGUGUUUGAAGAUCUUCGCGAGAUCGGCCAUGGUUCCUUCGGUGCUGUUUAUUACGCCCGAUACACAGUCACCAACGAGAUCGUCGCGAUCAAAAAGAUGUCCUAUAUGGGUAAACAAAGUUCGGAUAAAUGGCAGGAUAUUCUCAAAGAAAUCCGAUUUCUUCGACAACUCAAACAUCCCAACACGAUCGAGUACAAAGGGUGUUAUCUCCGAGACAGUACAGCAUGGUUAGUGAUGGAGUAUUGUCUCGGAUCGGCAUCCGAUAUCAUUGAAGUACACAAAAAGCCUUUAAGAGAAGAUGAAAUCGCGGCGAUUUGUGAAGGGGUUCUACAAGGAUUGAGUUAUUUACAUAAUUUAGGGAAAAUUCAUCGCGAUGUUAAGGCGGGGAACAUUUUGUUGACGGAGAAUGGAACGGUGAAGUUGGCCGAUUUUGGGAGCGCCUCGAUUAAGUGUCCGGCGAAUUCGUUUGUGGGGACGCCGUAUUGGAUGGCUCCCGAAGUGAUAUUGGCGAUGGAUGAGGGACAGUACGAUGGUAAAGUGGACGUGUGGUCGUUAGGGAUUACAUGUAUCGAACUCGCCGAACGGAAACCACCUUAUUUCAAUAUGAAUGCGAUGUCUGCACUUUAUCAUAUAGCCCAAAAUGAUGCGCCUUCGUUACAAGCUAACGAUUGGUCGGAUGCGUUUAAAACUUUUGUUGAAGCUUGUUUAAGGAAAUCACCAUCAAACCGACCAUCAUCAUCAAAACUUCUAUCUCACCCGCUUUUAUUGCGUCUCCGCUCUUCAAACGUUCUAAUUGACCUAAUCCAACGGACGAAAGCGGCCGUUCGCGAAUUAGAUAACCUCAACUACCGAAAAAUGAAAAAGAUCCUAAUGAACGAUAGUUGCGAAACCGAAAGCACCUUAGACAACGAGGAAAUAAUCGACGACAACGCCUGUGGAGACAGCUCAAAGAGCAAUUCAGUCACAUCUGAGCACUCUGUACACUCAGUCGGUGUCUCCGCAAGUAGUCAAUCGAGUAGUACCAAUAGUUUACCAGCAGAUGGCACCACAAGGAGAUACGGUCGCGGCACAAUAAGCCAUCCCGCCGCGGCGGCCGUUGUUGAUCACGGAACGAGUAAUUUCGCCACGAUUCGUACUACAAGUAUCGUUACGAAGCAACAAAAAGAACACAUGCAAGAGGAAAUGCACGAACAGAUGUCCGGUUAUAAACGGAUGCGUAGAGAGCAUCAAAGCGCCCUUUUGAAAUUGGAGGAGCGCUGCAAAAUGGAGAUGGAGAAUCAUAAGGCUCAGUUAGAUAAGGAGUACGAGACGUUGCUGCAACAAUUCAGCAGGGAAUUGGAACGGUUACAGACGAAACAUCAACAAGAAUUAGAACGGAGGCAGAAACAGAAUACUUUAGGGGAGAAAAAAUUAAUUAAGGAUAUCGCCGGAAGGCAAGAAAUGGAUCGGAAAUUGUUUGAGAAUCAACGCAAAAAGGAUUAUAAGGCGAACAAGGAAAGGUGGAAAAGGGAGUUGUCUCAGGAUGAUUCAACACCGAAAAAACAAAAGGAUGCUACUUUACAAUCCCAAAAAGAAAAUUUAAAAUUGGUCGAUGCCCAAGAUGAACAACGUUUAUUAUGCGGUCAACGCGAAUACCUCGACCUAGAAGUGCGAAAGUACAAACGAAAAAAGCUUCUUGUUUAUCACUCGCUCGAGCAAGAACUGCUACGCGAAGAACUGAACAAACGUCACAGUCAACUCGAGCAAGCUCACGAUAUGCUGCUAAAACACCACGAGAAAACCCAAGAACUUGAAUACAAACAACAAAAAGCGGUGCACACGUUACGCGACGAGCAAAUCAAAAGUCAACACGACACGGAACUCGCCAACCAAGAGGAGUACAUGAAACGAGCUGAGCGAGAAUUGCGAAAAAAACACGCCCUCGAACUAAAACAGCAACCGAAAUCGUUAAAACAAAAAGAAAUGUUGGUUCGAAAACAAUUCCGCGACACUUGCAAAGUUCAAACGAAACAAUACAAAGCGUUGAAGGCGCAUAUUUUGGCGACGACCGCCAAGGAAGACCAAAAAGGGGUUAUCAAAAAGUUAAAGGAGGAGCAACGAAGAAAAUUGGCGCUUUUAGGCGACCAAUACGAGCAAAGUAUUAUUGAAAUGUUGCAGAAGCAAAGCUUGAAAUUGGACGAAAGUCAAGAACACGAACAACAACAAUUAAAAGAUCGAUUGCAUUACGAGCUGGAUAGUUUAACCGCUUAUCAAAGCAAAAAUAAAAUGCACGCUCAAGCGCAGCGUAAUCGCGAAAGAGCCGAGUUGGAACAAAGGGUGGAUACGCGACGUGCCCUUUUGGAUCAAAAAAUGAACUCGGAGAUGCACCGGUUCUUGGAGGAAAGAGCUGAAAGGAUACGGUUGUUGAACGAUAAGCAUUCGAGGGAAAUCGAAACGUUUGAUGAUGAAUCGGCUAGGUUAGGAUUUAGUGCGUUAGCUAUUGCUGAAGGAACGAGGGAGAAAUACGACGAGGAUGAUCGUAGCCUUUCAGGCUCAAUGCUCAGUUUGGCCCAUUCGAAUAGUUCGACAAGCUUCCCGCCCGGUUCGCUUUAGGGCACCGCUUUAGCCGAUAUUUAAUAAUAAUAUGAUAUCACAUGCAAAAAAAAAUUAAAUAAUAGUGGAAAUAUGCGUAAAUGUGUUGGUUAGGUAAGAAAAAGUCAAAAGAAAAAGUUACCGAUUCCAUAUAAAAUAAAUAAUUAAAAGAAAGUAAGGUUAGAAGUAUUUUCCGAGAGUGCAAUAUCGAGAUUUAAUUUUUUUUUUGAGGUUAUGAAUUAUUAAAGUUAAAAUCGGUAACGGAUAAAAGACAGAUUUUGAAUUAAAUCAUUUUUUUUUAGAGAAAUUUGCUUCAUUCUGAGUCAUUAUAGAUGAAAAUGAUUAAAAUAAUUUUUAAUUAAAAAAGAAAAUAAUAAAUAUAAAAAAAAAACGAUU
Messenger RNA from Onthophagus taurus, 3546 nucleotides. It is a transcript of the gene Tao, whose product is annotated as Serine/threonine-protein kinase Tao. Lineage: Eukaryota; Metazoa; Arthropoda; Insecta; Coleoptera; Scarabaeidae. Gene Ontology annotation, biological process: protein phosphorylation. The record is from RefSeq and is a predicted model, not a curated record. Gene Ontology annotation, cellular component: cytoplasm. Gene Ontology annotation, molecular function: protein serine/threonine kinase activity; ATP binding.